Molecule: messenger RNA, 1335 nt
Organism: Fusarium pseudograminearum CS3096
Lineage: Eukaryota; Fungi; Ascomycota; Sordariomycetes; Hypocreales; Nectriaceae
Exons: 3
Coding region: 1-1335 (444 amino acids)
Biological process (GO): transmembrane transport
Cellular component (GO): fungal-type vacuole membrane
Molecular function (GO): transmembrane transporter activity
Source: RefSeq, a predicted model, not a curated record
AUGGCAGCACCAACAGCACAACAGUCUCCUCACCAAUCGGAGCUCACCCUUCAGGGUCAAGGGUUCAACAACGAAAAGUCAGACAUUGAAGAUGGUGUUGCACAACCGCCUGUGAAGCCGGUGGCUGGCAGUGGUGCACCUGAUGGUGGUCUCGAAGCUUGGCUUGUUGUACUAGGGGCUUGGUGUACAUCAUUCUGCAGUUUUGGCUGGAUCAACAGUGUUGGAGCGUUCCAGGAGUAUUAUCAGAAUGAUCUCUUGAAAGAAUACUCUUCCAGUACCAUCGCAUGGAUCCCCUCGCUGCAGAUCUUUUUCAUCAUGGGCAUGGGUCCCAUUAUUGGAAAACUCUACGACAGCUAUGGUCCUAGAUGGCUCAUCCUUGGUGGAAGUUUCUUGCAUGUUUUCGGUAUCAUGAUGGCUUCUAUUAGUACAGAGUACUACCAAAUUCUUCUGUCACAGGGUGUAUGCUCUGCCAUUGGUGUCUCGGCCAUCUUUCAACCAGCCCUAUCUGUUAUCCACGGAUGGUUCGACUCCAAGCGAGGAGCCGCCUUUGGUAUUUUAUCCACCGGCUCCAGCAUCGGCGGCAUCAUCUUCCCCAUCAUGGUCACCCGCCUCAUCAAGCUCGUCGGCUUCGGCUGGUCCAUGCGAAUCUGCGCCUUCAUGAUUAUGUUCCUCCUCAUCAUCGCCAACCUAACCGUCAAGUGCUUCACACCACCCCGUCCCCAAAAGGUCUCGCGCUCGCAGUUGGCCAAGCCUUUCCGCGAACCAGAGUUUGUCUUUUGUCUACUUGGAUUCUUCUUCUUCACUUUCGGCAUGUUCAUACCCAUCAACUACCUGCCCGUCCAAGCGCUGCAGGCUGGUGUCAACCCCAGCCUUGUUCAGUACUUGAUUCCCAUCCUCAAUGCUGCGAGUCUCUUUGGACGUAUCAUCUCAGGAAUUCUCGGCGACAGAAUUGGUCGUUACAAUAUUUUCAUCAUCGUGUGUUAUCUGUCUACCAUCUGGGUCUUGGCUCUUUGGAUCCCAUGCAACACGCAAAACGGCCUCAUCGCUUUUGCCGCCCUCUUUGGUUACAGUUCCGGCGCCUAUGUUUCUCUGAUUGCACCCCUUGUCGCUCAGAUUUCACCCAUACAAGAGAUUGGCUUCCGCACCGGCAUGGUGUUUUUCGUGUCGUCCAUUGGUGGACUGACGACCAAUCCAAUCAGCGGUCAAAUUCUUGAGAAGCCCAACGGUUGGAUUGGGGUAAAGGUUUAUGCAGGAGUGUUUUGUUUCGUUGGCACUACCUUUAUUUUCGCCGCGAGAGUCCAUCGUGUUGGAUGGAAGGUCAAGGCUGCGUUUUAA